CCUAAAAGGACAACAUGGCCACGAUGCGAUGAGUAAUCUCUGUCUGGGUUGCUUUUUUUCAGAGAGCUAAACAUAACAUUGCAAAACAUCGAAACCCUCUACAGCAAUGGGUUUAACACAGAGCAGUGGUGCACCUGAGGGGGGGACAGAAGGAUUUCACGUCCAUGGGAUUCAACAGGACUCACCUGCAGCGAAAGCUGGUUUGGAGCCAUUUUUUGAUUUCAUCAUAUCCAUUGGCAAUAAUCGUCUUAAUCAGGAGAAUGAUUUGCUGAAGGACCUCCUCAAGGCUAAUGUGGAGAAACCAGUAAAGAUGGAAGUGUAUAGUACAAAGACCAUGAGGAUCCGGGAAUUGGAGGUGGUUCCCAGCAACAUGUGGGGUGGUCAAGGACUUCUGGGAGCCAGUGUCCGCUUCUGUAGCUUUCAAGGAGCCAAUGAAAAUGUUUGGCAUGUUCUGGAUGUGGAACCAAAUUCACCAGCAGCACUGGCUGGACUUCAGGAGUAUUCAGACUUCAUUGUUGGAGCUGACCAGGUUCUGCAAGAUUCAGAGGAUUUCUUCUCCCUAAUUGAAGCCCAUGAGGGAAAACCAUUGAAGUUGCUGGUCUACAAUACAGAAACCAAUAAAUGCAGGGAGGUGAUUGUCACACCAAAUGGUGCCUGGGGGGGAGAAGGCAGUCUUGGCUGUGGCAUUGGAUAUGGCUACCUGCACCGAAUCCCAGCACAACCUGACAGCCCAAAAUCGGAAAAAAUCAGUGCAAAAGCUUCUCCUGUGGCAGGGACACCAGAGCAAGAAUUUCCUACAAACGGAUUCACUGAGGUGUCCUUAAUGGGGUCUGGUCAGUCAAUGAGUGGCUUGGAUCUUGAAACCCCACUGCCACCUCCCAUUCAGAGAGUCAUGGAUCCUGGUUUCUCGGAUCAGUCAGAAGUGGUCAUGAUGAAUUCACAAGUAUCAGACAUGGCAGAUCGACUGGAUCUAUCCACUUCUUCCAUUGAUAUGACAAAUACAUCCCUAGCUGUCCGAGAGGACGUUGACGUAUCGGGUGUUGAGGAGCUUCAAGACCGACAGUUUCCUUGUCGUGACCCUGAAGAGAAAAUUACAGAGGAUUUCAGUUCCUCUAUUACACCACCUUCAGAUGUUUCUCCUCCCUUUUCUGUAUCACACCCUCCUCUCCCAAAUCAACCUCUCGAUCAUAGCAUGCCAACAGACAUGGCUUCUUUGAUGAAUUCUUCAAUCCCAUCUCUCGAAUCUUCCGUGCCUCCUAUAGACAUCUCUUCCCUGCUCAUUGAUCCCGCCGCCCUUCAUCUCGAGUCAUCUGCUUUGCCUGCAGAAUAUCCCAUGCAGACCAACGAGUCCGCAAUUUUCCCCUCAGAAACUGAUGAUGUCAAUCAGGGUUUUUCUGAUGAGCCACAGUUUCCGAAGAGCAGCUGGUCUGAGGGCAAAGCAGAGGCCGUUUCUUCUGACCUGAUGUCUUUUGAUUCUCAUAGUGCAGAUGUCAAAGAUGAAGCUGCUCUUCAGUAGUGUCACUAUCAAGUACCUUGUAUCUUGUUUACGCAGUUGCUCAACAAUCACUGGUUGCGUGUUUUUUAAUGGUCCUGGACUUGAAUGGUUGUGUCCAAAUUACUUUCCUUUUUUUUUUUUUUCCGUGUUAGUAGUCAUGUUGAUUUUAGGCUUUAGGUCAGGAUUUUAAAUUGUGUAGAAGAUCAUUUUUUUGUUUCUACGUUGAAACCGUUUUAUUCAGCUUGAUUAAAAUUGUGAUUUAAAUUCACAAAAGGUAGCAACCAAAACUUUUUAAAUAUUUGUAGUAUUUAUUUAGCUACUACAAAGACACUCAUAGAUUGUUGAGUUAAAAUGAACUCAGUGUAGAUUAUGUAGAGCUAAUGUCAGAAUAUACGCAGUGGAUCUUAAGAGUACUGAGACAAAAAAUAGACUAUUUUUGUCUAGAAAAUGUAUUACAAUAUUUUGGCUACGUUGUUACAUUUUAACUUUUUAAAGCUCGGCAACCUGUUUGGUUUUUUAUUCUUUCUUGUUCUUUCUUUCUUUCUGUGUUGUGGGAAUGUUUGUUAGCCUAAGUACAAAUUUGUAAUAGUGGACAAGGGUUUUGUAUUUGUUAAGGUUUGCUAAUUAGAGUUUUGAAAUUAUUUGGAUGUGAUUUUAUAAUCUUUUCACCAAAUAUUUAAUUGAAAUGUUUGCAACUUGGAUAUAGUAAUAUUUUAUUUAUACUUUGAAAACACUAGUGAAAUGUUCCUACAGUAGAAUGUGCUUUUCACUUUUUUUGGACUAGUUCAGUUUACUUGUGACUGGUCAUUUAUUAAUCUAUGCAAAUACAGUUAUUGUAUAAAUGCCAAUAGAAUAUCUGUGGUAUUAUGAUUGAGUAUAGUCAUUACUGCAACUUUUAAGAAUAGUGUCAUACUAAGGCCAGGACUUUCUGUUUGAUGAUGGGGAGAUCUAAAUUAUACUCUUUGAUCAUCUUAAAUUCAUUGUUGUACUUUAUAAAAGUUUCAGCUUUGAAAAGAGACUUUAUGUGUGUCUAUACAGGGAAAGUGAUUUCUGAUGUACUUAACAAGGGUGAAGAGAGAACGUUUUGACCCUUUUGACUCAAAAGAAUAUCUGUUCUUCCUAGAGUGUGAACACAAAUUUGUAUAUUUUUGUAUAGCAAUGCUAAAGAUGAUUGAGAGAAGAUUUAAGUAAACACUACUGUACCUACACAAACUAUAUUCUUUGGGUUUCUGAGAAAAUACCAGUGAAAAACACUGCAACCAUACACUGCAAUAAAAGAUCCGAAUGAUC
Molecule: messenger RNA, 2785 nt
Organism: Pimephales promelas (fathead minnow)
Lineage: Eukaryota; Metazoa; Chordata; Actinopteri; Cypriniformes; Leuciscidae
Gene: gorasp1a
Product: golgi reassembly stacking protein 1a
Biological process (GO): Golgi organization
Cellular component (GO): Golgi apparatus
Molecular function (GO): protein binding
Source: RefSeq, a predicted model, not a curated record